Malassezia pachydermatis is the source of this 1620-nucleotide messenger RNA. RefSeq names its product thymidylate synthase. Bases 1 to 1620 code for a protein of 539 amino acids. Gene Ontology annotation, molecular function: thymidylate synthase activity. NCBI's taxonomy places the organism in Eukaryota, Fungi, Basidiomycota, Malasseziomycetes, Malasseziales, Malasseziaceae. Gene Ontology annotation, cellular component: cytosol; mitochondrion. Gene Ontology annotation, biological process: dTMP biosynthetic process. The transcript has 3 exons. The record is from RefSeq and is a predicted model, not a curated record.
AUGCCAGUGCCAUUGCCACGACUGAUCUUGAUCCGUCAUGGGGCGACAGAAUGGGCCAAGAACGGUCGUUAUACUGGCCGUACCGACUUGGACCUUCUGCCUGAAGGUGUGCAAGAGGCCAAGCAGUUUGGCGAGAUGCUCGUGGGCCUCGCCCCUGAUGCUGUGAUCCAAUACCAGAACAUUGGUGCCAUUCUUCGUAGCCCACGAAAGCGAUGUGUGGAAACGAUGGAGCAUGUACUGGGUACAGAGGAAGAACGCAAGAAGAUGGGUCUGCCGGAAGUCCAAGUGGUCGACGAUUGCCGUGAAUGGGACUAUGGCGCGUACGAAGGAAAGAGAACAAAUGAAAUUCGCGAGAUGCAUCCAGGCUGGGAUAUCUAUAACGAUGGUGCUCCAAACGAUCCCAAUGAUCCAUCGAUGCCAGGCGAAUCGCCUCAAGAAAUUAGCGACCGCGCCGACCGUAUUGUAGCGAUCGUACGUGGCCUUCACUCGUCGUUGCACAAAGAUGUCAUUGUAUUUACACAUGGCCACUUUAGCAAAGUUCUGAUGUCGCGCUUCCUGCGGAUGCCUAUUACUUUCGCUCGCUCGUUGGUAAUGAGCACCUCCGGCACAGCAGUCCUCUCGUAUGCGCACCACACGUACGAUGAGCCCGCAUUGAUUGGUCUAUUCUCCCCCAGCCUUCAUACAAAGCUCCGCUCUACCGUGGACUUACGCCCGUGCCAUGAAGAGUACCAAUACCUUGAGCUCGUGGCGUCCGUAAUUCGCCAUGGCGAAGUCCGUCAGGACCGUACUGGAACUGGUACGAUCGCCAUGUUUGGCCCGAAGCAGUCCCUCCAGUUUGAUUUGAGUGGGGGCAAGCUGCCAUUGCUAACCACCAAGCGCGUAUUUUUCCGCGGUGUCUUGGAAGAACUCCUUUGGUUCAUUGGCGGGAAAACAGACUCAAAGCUCUUGAGCGACCGCGACAUUCACAUUUGGGAUGGCAACGGUUCCAAAGACUUCCUGGAGAAGCGCGGGCUGGGCCAUAGGCGUGAAGGCGAUUUGGGCCCUGUCUAUGGCUUCCAAUGGCGUCACUUUGGUGCAAAAUACAUUGAUGCAGACACGGAUUACACGGGUCAAGGUGUUGACCAGCUAGCAAAGGUCAUUGAACAGAUCCGCACCAACCCGACAGACCGCCGUAUUCUGCUCUCCGCCUGGAACCCUGCGGAUUUAGACAAGAUGGCUUUGCCUCCAUGCCAUAUUCUAUGCCAAUUCUUUGUAUCGCUGCCGUCGGAAGAAGAAAAGGCACAAGGCAAGAAACCGGGUCUUUCGUGCCAAAUGUACCAGCGUUCCUGCGACUUGGGUCUUGGUGUCCCUUUCAACAUUGCUAGCUACUCGCUACUGACACAUUUCAUUGCCGCUGUCACGGGGUGUGAAGCCACGACAUUCACCUUGGUCAUGGGUGACGCACACGUCUACCUGGAUCAUGUGGAGCCGCUGAAGCAACAGAUCAUCCGCGAACCGCGUCCCUUCCCCACAAUCCAUCUACGUCGUGCAGUGGACUGCAUUGAUGAUAUCCAGUACAACGACGUGGAGUUGCUUAAUUAUGCACCGCACGGCAAGAUUGAUAUGCGCAUGAGCGUGUAA